Molecule: messenger RNA, 2295 nt
Organism: Aspergillus pseudotamarii
Lineage: Eukaryota; Fungi; Ascomycota; Eurotiomycetes; Eurotiales; Aspergillaceae
Product: DegT/DnrJ/EryC1/StrS aminotransferase family-domain-containing protein
Exons: 2
Coding region: 1-2295 (764 amino acids)
Biological process (GO): polysaccharide biosynthetic process
Molecular function (GO): pyridoxal phosphate binding; transaminase activity; nucleotide binding
Source: RefSeq, a predicted model, not a curated record
AUGUCCCCAAUACUUCAAUUUCGCGAAUUGCGUCGUUCGAGCGGCUUGUCCACUGGCUCUAAUAGCAAGCACGACGAGCAGACCUGCUUGAUAGUGGGCUUGGGCCAACGAACAAAGAAGAAAGCAAUUCCUUCUCUUUUGAAGCUUGUGAAGGACGGAUGGGUACAAAUCGCUGGUGCUGUAGAUCCAUUUGUGCAGACGGCACCCAUCGACAAGCUUUCCCUAUACCCUACUGUCAAUGACUUCCUGAAAGCCAAUGAACGCCCUACCGUGGCCUAUGUUGCGGUCCCCCAUCACGAAUAUAAAAACGUCUUACCUGGACUGUUCCAGGCUGGAACAAACGUCCUGAAGGAAAAGCCUGUUGCCUGUAACAGCAGCGAAGCAGUUGAGCUUAAGAGGCAAGCCGAUGCGCAUGGCGUGAGAGUUGGCGUCCUCUGUCAGCGGCGGUUUUCCCGAAGAUACAAUGCCCUGGAAGGAUGGAUUCCCCUGUUGGGAAAGAUUAGCUCCGUCCAAGUUGUGGAAACUAUUGAUGUCGCCGAACUGGCGGAAGGUUGGCGCGCUCGCAAGGGACUUGCUGGAGGCGGUGUUGUGAUUGACAUGGGAUACCAUAUGCUCGACCAGCUCGUCGGCCUCUUUGGUGAGCAGUUCACUGUUCGACAUGCUGCACUGAUGAAGACCCGUCAGGGUGACUAUGAUGUCGAUGACACCGCCCACGUUUCUGUCGAGUUUGCCCAGGGUGUAAACGCAACCGUUGUUCUAUCCCGUUCUGGUGCGAAAAAUGAAGAGAGAAUCUCUAUUAUCGGAGAAGGAGGCAUUUUGUCCCUGGAUGGUGACCUCGUUCGUCUAUCCUUGCGUGACGACACAGGCAGCCUCACUCCAACUGAGGAGUACACCGUCCAGGAACCUUCUUCUGUUCUGCUCGAGAGAGGAUUGGUGAGCUUCAUGGACGGCGUCGAUGCACAGAAGUGGGACUUGAGCCGAGAUAUUGCGGUCAUGAAACUUAUCGAUGAGAUUUACCGGCUUGGAAAUGAGUCCCUAGACACCAAAGUAGCCCAGGACCCACUCACGAAGGCGUGGAGCUGGCCAAAGGUGACACUAGAUGUCGAAAGGGCCGUUGACAAACAACUCCAUACUACCCUAAGUAUCUAUAACAACAGUGGAAUUUUCGGCCAGUUCGAGAAAGCCUUCAGUUCUUUCCAUAACACUCCUAAUCAUCAUGCCCUGUUACACAAUUCUGGUACAAUUGCAUUGUAUGCCCUUUACUACGCUUCAGGGUUGGGCUCUGGAGACGAAGUUAUUGUUCCUGUGUACACCUUCCACGCCACCGUCUCUCCGCUCAUGCACUUGGGCGUGAAGCCCGUUUUUGUUGACGCCCACCCCGAAACGGGUAACAUCGACCCGAGAAAGAUUGCCCGCGCGAUCACUCCCAAGACCAAGGCCGUCAUUGUUACUCAUAUGUGGGGUGUCCCGUGUGCAAUGGAAGAGAUUGUUACGAUUUGCCGCAAGAAUGAUAUCCUCCUGCUCGAAGAUUGUUCCCAUGCCCAUGGUGCAUCCGUCAAUGGACAGAAAACUGGCACAUUUGGAGACGGCGCCGCCUGGUCGAUCCAGGGCGACAAGGUACUGAGUGGUGGUGAAGGAGGUGUUUCUUUGACCCCCCACUCCGAAGUCUACUAUCGACAGUUGAUCCACGGACAUUACAACAAACGCUGCAAGUCAGAAAUUCCCAAGAACCACCCUCUUCAGGACUUUGCCGUCACGGGCGCAGGUUUGAAGAACCGGGCGCAUCCACUGGCAAUUUCAAUUGCCAACAACCAAUUGGAAAAGCUACCGGCAAUCCUAUACUGCAAGUCGAGAUGUGUAGCUCAUUUCAUCCAGACUCUUGCCCCUGUUCCUUUCUUGAGGGCACCUGCCGUUGAUGUUGGUUGCCAACCAGCAUGGUACGCCCUGAUCUUCCGGUUUGACGAGACCCAGGCUCCGCCGGGACUGACCCGUGAGCGUUAUGUGCAAGAGGUCAUGGCUCGCGGGAUGAAGCACAUUGAUAUCCCCAAUUCUACCAGGCCUCUUUAUGAUGAGGCUUUGUACAAACGUCCCUGGGAUGUCUUAGGUCAUGUGUAUAAGCCAAACACGUACACUGUGGAUUGGGAGGCUGCUGACUUUCCUGGUGCUGUUACAUUCCAUUCGUCAGUGAUUAAAUUGCCCGUAUGGGCAUACGAAGAUGAUUGGGAUACUGUUGAGGCGUGUGCCCAAGUCAUGCUUAAUGUAGCAAUUGACUUCAUGAAAACCACCCUCAACUAG